Messenger RNA from Pygoscelis adeliae (Adelie penguin), 294 nucleotides. It is a transcript of the gene RPS26, whose product is annotated as ribosomal protein S26. Gene Ontology annotation, molecular function: structural constituent of ribosome; mRNA binding. Gene Ontology annotation, biological process: translation. Gene Ontology annotation, cellular component: ribosome; cytosolic small ribosomal subunit. The record is from RefSeq and is a predicted model, not a curated record. Lineage: Eukaryota; Metazoa; Chordata; Aves; Sphenisciformes; Spheniscidae.
AUGCCCAAAGGGAGAAGAAACAAAAGGUAUGUCAAGAAGGGCCAUGGGUACAUCCAGCCUAAAUGCACUAGCUGUGCUUGCUGCUUCCCCAAAAAGAAGAUAUCUGAAGCCUCCAUCUGUGAUUGGUAUGUGCUGUCCAAGCUGUGCUUGAAGCUGCACUAUGUCCUCAGCUGAGCCAUUUGCAGUGGAGUGAUGAGGAAUCCCUCCUGGGAGACCUUGGAAGGACAGUGUUUCCCUGGCCAGGUUUGGACCUGCUGGUCCCGAGCCAACCUCCUUUCAUGUAAGUCCAUGUAA